Penicillium cataractarum is the source of this 675-nucleotide messenger RNA. RefSeq lists its product as uncharacterized. The transcript has 5 exons. The record is from RefSeq and is a predicted model, not a curated record. Gene Ontology annotation, biological process: mycotoxin biosynthetic process. Lineage: Eukaryota; Fungi; Ascomycota; Eurotiomycetes; Eurotiales; Aspergillaceae. Bases 1 to 675 code for a protein of 224 amino acids.
AUGGAGGAUGCAGAAGAGGGUAAACCCUUUCUCCCCAACGAGUACACCACGCCCGAGGUUGUGCCGGACGCGCGAAGCCUAAAGCGCCAACUACUUGAUUGGGUCUGGGUUAUCUCCACCGUGAUAUUUGCAUCACUUUCUUUUUUCCUCUACAUCCGAUCCACCAGAAUCGCGACAUAUGAGCAUGGAUUCUCAACAGACUUAGAUGCGCUGAAAUCACAAAUUCAACUGCACCAGGUACAAUUUACCGGUGGAUUAGAGCUCAACGAAACAGGCAAGCUGCACCGCAUCAUAGCCACGGGACAGCCACAGUAUGUCGGGCCUCCGACGCCUGAGAUCGACGCAGCGUGGGACGAGCUGAUGCUGGCCCUCGACCUCGAUCUUCCCGUGAAAGAGUCGGAAGAUGUGAGAUGGACAAUGAAAGGCGAAGAAAAUGAUAAAUACAGAGUCAGCCUUGAUCUGUACCAUUCAUUGCACUGUCUGUGCUCGGCCGACUUGACCCCACUUGGUUAUGAGUGGAAUGAGGAAUAUCAGGUUCCAUUCCCCUUGUUCAAAGAGAAACAUACCUGCCGGAACUUCGAAAAGAUAAAAUCUUGGGCAAUGGAAAGGAUUCCACCGGAGAGAAAGGCGCACAGUCACAGUCAUAGUCAUCCAACCGCACAACGGCAGGACUAG